Molecule: messenger RNA, 1110 nt
Organism: Paramecium tetraurelia
Lineage: Eukaryota; Ciliophora; Oligohymenophorea; Peniculida; Parameciidae
Exons: 1
Source: RefSeq, a predicted model, not a curated record
AUGAAUUAAAUUGAAAUUGAUAGUGAAGAAUUUCCAAUUUUAAUUUGGGUUGACAACAAAAUUUAGAGUAUGGAGAAUACUUUAUAUCGUGAACAAUUACAGAAUGAUUACUAAGGCUUAUUCCAAGCUUUCGAUAAUAUUGAUGAUGCUUUAAGAAUAUUAUAAAAAAUUGAUAAAAGAGAUGUAACUAUUAUAACAAGUGCAAAAUGUGCUUAUGAACUUGUUAAGCAUACUAAAUAAAACAUGAUAGUGUUUUGUGAAGAAAGAUUAUACCAUUUAGAUUUAUUCAUUAACAAUUCCCAGAUCAAGUCAAUAGUUUCUGAUUCAUUUUAAUCAGCUCAUGAAAAUGCUAUCAUGAGUAUGAACUAAUCGGAUAUUUUAAAAAAAUUCCUCAACCUAUUAUCACCACCCUAACAUUAAGCUACAUAAUAUCAACAUUCAAAAGAUCAUGUGAGUAUCUAAUUUCUAGUUGUUAUAGAAGAAUUAAGAAAAAACAAAGAACCUAAAGAAUAAGAUGUCUUUUCUGAAAUAGAGUAUAUGCUUGAUAUUCAAAAUAUUGAUGUGAAUAAGAAGAACGCAAUUUUUGAAGAUUUAAAAAAAAAAGAAAAUGAAAAGUUUAAUCUUAAAAAGCAAUCAUUCGAUUUAUUUGAGAAAUUAGUAUAUCUCUGCCGCAGAGAAGAGAUUUCUUAAACAUUUAACUAACAGUUUGCUUAGCAUAAUUAUUAAUAAGUGAAAAAUAUCAUCUUAUGUCUUUAUUAAGGAUUUAAACAAAAUAAUUGCAAAAAAGGUGAAAUUAAAUCUCUUUUUAGAAGCAUAUACUUCGAUGAUAAAGGAAUAUUUGAAUAAAUAAUUAGAGAUCUAAAUUCUUCCAAAAAUGAGGGGACAUCAUUAUUCUGGAAUACAUUGACUAGCACAUCGAUGAAUUUUGAUAUUGCACAAACUUUUGCAUAGAAUAAUUUUUAUGGAAUAAUUUAUAAAAUCGAAUUAGAUGAAGAUGUUCCUCACCCUUGCUUUAAGUUAGAAUUUAUCACUCUCAGUAUCCUUAAGAAGAAGUAAUAUUAUUCCCAUAAUUUCAAUUUAUUGUUUAAGAAAUUAGCGUCGGGAAAAUGA